AUGCUCCACAUCGUCAAAUCCACCGCCGAGCUAGCCGACUGCAUCGACUAUCACAACACGACACUUCACCCCCAACCCGCACAUAUCGCCCUUGUACAGCCAAUCGAAGCACCGGAGAACCUGGUCCACGGCCACCGCGAGAUCGAUAUUCCCGAUUUCCAGGAACUGACAGCGAGAGAGAUCAAUCAAAAGAUCCAUGACUUGUUCCCGAAGGAUGAUCCCAACGAUCCACCCCCCCAGGACCACCUAUCAGACACCACCUACCUCCACCGCCACCGCAAACACGAAUACUCCGAACGCCGCCUCAAAAACCGCGAAAAGGAGUAUGUCCGCCACCAGCUCUACAAGCGCCGCAUGAUGGAAGCAUCUACCGCUGAUCUGUCCAUCGCGCCGACUUAUCCGAGACGAGGGGGGAAUGUCAAUGCCGCGGUUAUCACCAAAUACCCGGCGAAGUUGCUGAGGGGGGCUUUUGUGACCACUUGGGCGUUUGGGGUUGAUGACGAGGUGGAUGGGGACGCGGUGGAUGAUAAUACAUUACAAGCGCAAUCGAGUACAGCGCCAAUCCGACGUCGCCGUGAGCGCUCCCACACCGACGACGACGAAGACGAUGGGUCCGCCCCACCACCGGCAGGCAAACGCCCGCUCCCACCGGACUCAGACCCCGACGACGCGGACUACCCCGCCCCUUCCCGUCUCUCCCGAGGGGCCACAUCCCUCCCACCGGACUCCUCCUCAACAACAACCCGCCGCCCGCGCCGCGCCUCCUCCAUCAUCACUGACUACUUCAAACCCCACUCCCUCGAUCCCCCCUCAACGCCGCGGAGGGGACAACCGGUGCUUACAAAAGCGCUGAUAUCACCCCCGGGACGCAAAACGCAGACACAGCAGGGGAGGGGUGUGAAGCCGGGAUCGUUCUAUGGGGUUCCGAGGGGGAGGACGGCGAUGACUUUUUCGGCUCUUGGCAGGGGUAGGGGCUGGGGCCGGGGCGCGGGGCACUCUAGUGGGUUGGGCACGAUCAUCAUACCUCCCGGGCGGCCUCAGGUGAACGGGUCAUCCACGUCUGUGAAGACGACGACGACUCCAUCGGAAACAGGAGGUGCAGGGGAAGUAGCGGAAGGGUUACCUGGACCGAUGAUAGAAGGGGUGGAUGAAGUUAAACCGCCGCCGACGCGAAAACGCAAGACGCCCGCCCCGACACCCUUUGGGAGACCGUUGGUGAGUCUGCCGACGAGGGCGUUUGAGAAAUGUGAGGCGCUUUUGCGGGUUUUGAGGGAGAGGGGGUUGGUUGAGUGA
Fimicolochytrium jonesii is the source of this 1293-nucleotide messenger RNA. RefSeq lists its product as uncharacterized. The record is from RefSeq and is a predicted model, not a curated record. The transcript is spliced from 2 exons. NCBI's taxonomy places the organism in Eukaryota, Fungi, Chytridiomycota, Chytridiomycetes, Spizellomycetales, Powellomycetaceae. Bases 1 to 1293 code for a protein of 430 amino acids.